AUGGCUAUUGCGUCUUCUUUAAAGGAUGUUGAAAUCUCGCCAUUAAAAUUGGCUGUCGUUACAGGCGCUUUCAUCCUGGUAUCCAUUAUCUAUCGUGUUCUCUCCAACCUAUAUGCGACACCUCUCCGAAGAGUCCCUGGACCCAAAUCCUUUGCGUCCUCAAAAUGGCGACUUGCAUACGAAGACUACAAGGGUGUCAGAACACAGUCCAUCCAUGCUUUGCACCAGACGUAUGGUACAUCUGUGCGCGUCGGCCCAAAUGAGCUUUCCUUUGCCUCUCUCUCUGCACUGAAAACGAUCUACGGCGCCGGGUCCGGGUUCGAGCGAACAUACUUCUACAGAAUGUUCGAUGUGUACGGACGCCAAAACUUGUUUACAUUUGCUGAGGUCAAGAAACAUGCUGAGCGAAAGAAACUGUUGGCUCACGCCUACUCAAAAAGUGCCAUGAUGUCACCCCACGCAAUAGCAAAGCCACUGAUUGAGAAGAACGUAAAAGACUAUUUGGAGCUGCUCGAACGCGAGAAGGGAGAAGCAGAAGAGAUCUUCCAAAGUCUGCAUUGGUUCAGUCUGGACAGUAUUACUGGGUUUCUUUACGGAGAUAAACAUGGUGGGACGGAUGCUGUGAGAGGAAACAAGGCUCACAGAGAUCUGAUCGGCGAUAUCCUUGACCCAAGCAGGCGGAAACUCAGCUGGUUCGCCGUGCACUUGGGCCCCUAUACCAAAUGGCUAUAUAGCAGAAGCGGGAGUACCGAGAAGCUGAUUACUAGCCUUGGGUUGCUUCCCAUGCAGAAACCUGCCACAUACACUGGCAUUCGAGCACACGCCUAUGAGUCGUCUACUGGAUUCGAGUUGUCUGCUUCUGAAAAGCCCCCAGUUGAGAAUCUCUCCAUUAUAGAAAAACUUUGGAAACAUCAGACCUCUGGGAAAGCACCCUUCCUUGAUAGCCUUGAUAUGGCCUCCGAAAUUGCCGAUCACUUCCUAGCUGGCAUUGACACGACAAGUGACACUUUAACGUUCGCCAUAUGGGCUUUGUCACGACAUGAGAACAAAGCGUACCAACAAAAAUUGAUUGAAGAGGUUACUCGCAUCCCCGAAACAGAAUGCGUCGAUGGCAUUCCCACCGUGGAAGCUUCCGACAAAUUGCCAUAUCUCGAUGCCAUUAUCAAGGAGACUCUUCGACUUUAUGCUCCACUUCCAGCAUCAGAGCCACGCUCCCUUCCUGUUGACACUAUAAUCGACGGCUAUAAAAUCCCAGCCAAUACGGUUGUGAGUAUGUCACCAUAUACGCUUCACCGAAAUGCGGAGGUCUUCCCAAAUCCGCUGGUGUUCAAGCCAGAACGUUGGCUCGGAGAAUGUGGUGAUCUUGUUGAAAUGAAGAAAUGGUUCUGGGCAUUUUCAAGUGGAGGUCGGAUGUGCAUUGGCUUGCAUCUUGCUAUGGCCGAGAUGACGACUUUGUUAGCUGCCAUCUAUCGGCGUUAUACAACGAGCGAGUAUGAGCGACAGCGAGGAGUCAGUCCAGGAGUGACAAGUCGGUUUGAGGUCUUCUAUGAUGAGACUCUGCCAAAAAUGGAGGCAAGUUGA
Penicillium verhagenii is the source of this 1581-nucleotide messenger RNA. RefSeq names its product cytochrome P450. The coding region runs from base 1 to 1581 and encodes 526 amino acids. The record is from RefSeq and is a predicted model, not a curated record. The transcript is spliced from 3 exons. Gene Ontology annotation, molecular function: oxidoreductase activity, acting on paired donors, with incorporation or reduction of molecular oxygen; monooxygenase activity; iron ion binding. Lineage: Eukaryota; Fungi; Ascomycota; Eurotiomycetes; Eurotiales; Aspergillaceae.